AUGGAGGGAAAGAAAGGUACAGGUGGAGAAAGACGGAGGGAAAGAAAGACAGAUGUGACGAAAAAUAUAAGAGAAGAAAGACAGAGGGGGAAAACGAAAAGAGCAGAAAGUAGGCUGGUGAGAAAAACAGGUGGAAAGAAGAGCAAAGAGAAGAAAGACAGAUGCAGACAUAACGGGAAUGGAGAAAGGCAGAGGAGAAAAGACACAUCAGAGGCGGAGGAAGACAGAAAGGAGAGACAGAAAGAGACGAAAAAAAUAACAAAAAAUGUUAAAGAUAGACGGAGGAGCAAGGUGGAGAAAGACAGAGGGGAAAGUGACACAGGGCGAAACACAAUAAAGAAAAAUGACGGGGAGAAGUAUAGAGACGAAGAACGGAAUGGGGAAAGACGGAAGAAAAAUACACAGGGAAGAACACCAAGAAGGAGGAAAACACAGAGGGAGAAAGACUUGAUGGAAAUGACAGUUGGAAAGAAAGUGAUGGGGAAAGAGAGAAAAGAAGACAGUCAGAGAGCACCUCUGCAAUCGAUAAAGAAGAAAAAUCAAGGAGACAUAGAGGUGGAGGAGCUCAAGAAGAUGAUCAGCGAACUUGCGACACAAAUCAGAGAUGAUAUGAGAGAAAAUUCGAGCUCGGGGACAAAAGGCAAUAAGGGGAUGUGCACGUUCGAAGAUGUAGCUGAAUAUUCCGAUAUAGCACAAGCUAUUCGAUUUAAUUCGGUUAAUACACUGGGGGUCAAUAAGAUGGCCGUAAAUCACAGCCGCCAGAGAGGGAAUUAUAAGCCGCUCAGGGCGUUUUUAGGCAAAAGAAAAGCUUUGAUGGGUUAA
Zophobas morio is the source of this 822-nucleotide messenger RNA. RefSeq names its product pre-mRNA-splicing factor 38B-like. The record is from RefSeq and is a predicted model, not a curated record. Lineage: Eukaryota; Metazoa; Arthropoda; Insecta; Coleoptera; Tenebrionidae. The transcript is spliced from 5 exons. The coding region runs from base 1 to 822 and encodes 273 amino acids.